Uranotaenia lowii is the source of this 1566-nucleotide messenger RNA. RefSeq lists its product as uncharacterized. The record is from RefSeq and is a predicted model, not a curated record. Gene Ontology annotation, molecular function: catalytic activity. NCBI's taxonomy places the organism in Eukaryota, Metazoa, Arthropoda, Insecta, Diptera, Culicidae. The transcript has 3 exons. Bases 1 to 1566 code for a protein of 521 amino acids.
AUGGACAACGAGUCGCAGUUGAACUGCUCCGUUGUUGGCACUGGAGUGCUGGUCCGGAUGGUUUCCGUGAAUUCGGCCAUUGAAAAUCUUGAAAAAUUGUUGCGGGUGUGUGAAAUAAAAACGCUGAAUCUCGGUAACAGUUUGCACAGCUUCAAGCUGCAAUUUGAACGACGAUCCGGUGUGUCUGUCGGGUCACGAGAUCAACUAAGUAUCUACUACCAAAAUGUCGGCGGUAUCAACUCCUGCGUCAACGAAUAUCUGUUAGCCACCUCAUGCUCCAGCUACGAUAUUGUGGCUUUCACCGAAACCUGGCUGAACGAUAGAACCCUUACCAGUCAGGUUUUUAGCUCCGACUACACAGUGUUCCGGCGUGACCGAGGUCCUCACAACAGCACUGAAUCCACCGGCGGGGGUGUUCUGAUUGCCAUCCGAUCCGGUCUUUCAGUCACUCCAAUCGACGGCGAAUCAUGGAACGACCAGGAACUAGUGUGGAUCCGUAUCGAUCUGGGCACUCGAAAGCUCUUCGUUGGGGUUUUACACCGACCCCCUGAUCGAGCCAAAAGCGCGGUCUUUGCAGAGUCGUUUUCCCGCAGCCUUUCCCGGUUGUGUUCCCUUACUGUUCCCGAGGACGACAUUCUUAUUAUUGGCGACUUCAACUUGCCCGGACUUAAAUGGUGUUUCUCCCAGUGCGGUUUUUUGUUUGCUGAUUCAGCGAGAUCUUCAUUUACUACGCCCUCUAGUUUGAUCCUCGACUCACUCAGCACAGCAACUCUCCGACAAAUUAACAGCGUCGAGAAUGAGAAUGGUCGCUUGCUCAAUCUCUGUUUUGUUAACGACGGAUCCCAAUUGGCUACGAUUGAACUGGCUCCUGCGCCUCUGGUUAAGCUUGUUCCUCACCACCCGGCACUGCUGCUUUCGCUUGAAAUCUCUGAAGUUGUGACUCCUAUCAAGAAGCCGGCAUCCUUUUUUCUCGACUUCAAGAACGCCGAUUUUGUCGCUAUUUCACAAACGCUUGACGCCAUCGACUGGAAUUCUGAGCUCGAAUCUUCCGAUCCAAACGCCGCUGCUACGAAGUUCUCCCAUAUCAUAAACUACAUCAUCGAUCGUCACGUACCAAAACGCUCAGCAGCCUCUGACCUACGUGCUCCCUGGGUCACGAAAGAGUUGCGAAAAAUGAAAGCACUCAAGAACAAAGCCCUCCGCUACUACUUGAGGCACAAGUCUCUCCACGCCAAAAACCAGUAUCGCAAACUUAACGCAGCUUAUAAAAAAGUAUGCACGCGUUGUCACCAGGGCUACCUUAUCCGGAUUCAGCGUGGUUUUAAAACUACACCCAAAUCGUUUUGGCAGUACAUUAAGGACCAACGGAAAGAAUCGGGCUUACCGUUCUACAUGUUUUGGAAGACAAGUCGGCGACCUCGGACCUUGAUAUUUUUGACUAUGGCGGCUAGUAACGUCCCACGUCAGAGCACUUCCUUUCAUCACAUCGUAAUCGAUGACGAUACCAUGAAGGCGACUGCAAAGCUGAAAUCCAGUGUUUCUGCAGGUCCUAUAAAACUCCUAUAA